GUCCAUUCCCUAUCGGAGCACAGUAAUGAGAGGAGCGCUUCGCUUCUUAUCUCCAUGCUGAGGAUCGACCCUGCUAUUUGCCUUUAAUGAAACUGCCCGCCUUUUGCUGCAAGAUUUUCUUUGUUUUACUUACGGCUCCUUUGCCCUGAAAAGGAAAGACAGAGGGUCUUAAAAAAAAGUCGAAACUUGAGACAUGCAUCAUAUCGGUGGGGGAGGAAGCUUUAUUCAGCCAUUUUGAGCUCGUGUAGUCAAGAGAUUGCCAAAUCAAAAUGGCAUAAAGGUAAAUUCUAAAAGUGAAACCAACCAUAUCAUUGGAAUCCAAGCCAUCAACAUGACAGAAAUCAGACCUCCUGGUUUGAAGGCAACUCCCAAAUGCAUCCUGAUUACUCUUAAGAUUCUAAAAAUUGGCUCAACUCCACUUUAACCUUAUCUGGAUUGAUGUUCAGGAAAAUUUGGUGUAAUUUGUUUUCUUUCUGAAAACUUUGGUUAUUCUGACCAGAAGAUUCCUUUUUGUGGAAGUAUGCUUAAAACUGUUGCUGUUCAGCAACCAACCGCUUAAGACUGGAGUCAUAACAGAGAUCUCUUUGAAGAGCACACAUACAGAAUUCAUCCACAUGGUUCACUGACACUAUCUGUUUUCCUCCCCUCUAUUUUUAUUGCCUAAGUGGAGAGGAGUAUUAUCAUCAAGAAGGUUUCACAAUGUUUGUUCACAAGCUGCAGAAGCUUCAAUGGUUUUUGUAUUUGCUGAUUUUUGCAGUGCUGCUGCUAUCUGUUUUUUUCACUUACACUGACAAAAUUAACUUAACAUUUCACAAAUUCUUCAAUGUGAGAAAAUGCAAAUGCAACCACUGUGUUUCUGAAUUAGGGGAAUCGGAGUGGUUUGACAAGCGAUACAUUCCAACUAUGUAUCCCAUCCUGACCAAAAGUAACUACAUGAUUCCUGAAGAGUCCUACAAAUGGUGGCUGAGGCUUCAACAUGAAAAUAGCCCAUCCAAUAUUAGCAGCUUAAUGGAAGAACUAUUUAAUCUGUUUCCGGGGGACAACAUGUUCAUGGACCAGGGACCAAACAGAUGUAGGACAUGCGCUGUUGUAGGAAAUUCUGGCAAUUUAAAAGGAUCCAAAUAUGGACCAUCAAUUGACUCUAAUAAUGUAGUCAUGAGGAUGAAUCGGGCAAAAACAGCUGGCUACGAGGCAGAUGUGGGCACUAAAACCACGCAUCACUUCAUGUACCCUGAAAGUGCUCAGAACCUUGCAAAUAAUGUGUCCUUGGUUCUGAUCCCCUUUAAAGUAUUGGACAUAAAGUGGCUAAUCAGUGCUUUCACAACUGGCCAUAUCACUCGCACUUAUGUACCGGUGUUACGUAAGAUCAAUGCAAAUAAAGAAAAGGUAUUGGUCUACAGCCCACGUUUUUUUAAGUAUGUUCAUGACAACUGGAACGAGCAUCACGGAAGAUACUGCUCGACUGGAAUGCUGGUCAUAGCUUUUGCACUUCAUGUCUGUGAUGAGGUGAAUGUUUAUGGAUUUGGAGCUGACAGCUUUGGAAAUUGGCACCAUUACUGGGAGAAGAAUGCUGGCGCAGGAGCCUUCAGAGGGACAGGAGUUCAUAAUGGAGAUUUCGAAGCCAAUGUCACUAAGUUGCUUGCCAGUGUUGGUAAAAUCAAUUUCUUUAAAGGCAUUUGAUCCUGAAAGACUGUAAGAGCUCCAGACAAAGAUUAUACAUAUUGUAAAUGUCUUAAGCUUUAUUGAGUUGAUGAAUGGUUCAACUAGGAAAUUUAGGACUGCUUUGGAAACUCAGAAGAUCAGCUCCUAAUCAUCUAUAAUUAUGCAAAUGAAAAGUCAAAUUGUUUCUACUCUCUUCCAAUAAUGUGCCUUAAUUCCAAUCUUAGAAAAACAUGCCUUACUGAAACACUGAAUUUUUUGUCCCUAAUUUGACAGAUCUUUGAUCUGUCUGAGUGCGUUUCUGAAUCCAGGCUAAUUCAUACCAAAUUAUCAUCAGUCUCACACUGUGCACCUACAUUGAUCACUGACUCGGCUGGAACCAACCUAGACUCAUUUUGUGUCUCCCUAAUUUUAGUCUGAAGAACAUUUCUCCAGUUAGGGAGCGAGUUGGGGGCGGAGAGAAUUUAUCUGUCGUGCACUGUAUUAAAAUAUUAUCUAUAGGAAUCGUCAGUUUGAGUUCAGCAGGUGUGAUCAUCUAGUCAGAUUUCCAUAAGGGCCUGGCUUCAUCCAGGUUACUGUCACAAGCGAGACUGGCACAGCCAAUAACCCUUGGUAAACUCAUUAAUAUUCAAAAGAUUCUUGGAACAUGAACAAAUGAGUUUUUAGAGAGGAGAAGCUGGGCAAUUUACUGAAUUAGUGAAGGCUUUAAAUGGAUUAUGAGGAUUCAAGAAUGCUAACUGACAAUGGAGUUGAUUGAAUUUCUUCCUACAAUGCCAUGUUAUAUUAAAAAAAGAUAAUCUUUACUUUAUAAAGGGGCUGACGUCAGAAGUGGUGUUGUCAGCACGACACUCAAUACAACACUAAUUUAGCUAAAGUCGCUAUUCUAUUUUACAUCCAAUGCAAUAAGCCACCUCCGCCAUCAAAAUAAAAUGUUCAAUUGUUCUUCAUUUUCACUAAACCCCAUGGACCUUUGAGUCCCAUUAUAUUAGCACCCUGAAAGAACACUGAUCCAGUUAUGAUAUUAACCAACAAGGUACUUAAUUGGAAUUAGAAUUUAUACAGAAUUAUAUUUAUUUGGGACGAUGGGGAUAUAUUGGUUAUCUUUCCCUGUCAUAUUCUGUUCGCAAGUAUGAAAUGAAUUGGUCAAACAACCUGUUUCCAUUCAGAUUGAUGGUUGAGUGUGUAUAUGCAUGGUGGGAUAUAUAGCCAGGAAAAUAAGAGAUUCAAUCCCCAUGCUGACCUCGUCUCAGGCGACAUUCUGGUUGCUACUGUUGGCGUUGGUGGAUCUGAGUAUGAAUAAUUCAUCCAAGGUUCCUGCUCCUGGUCAUUAAACCACUGGAAAGAGGGCUCAUGUGGCUGUUGGCUGAAGAUAGGAACAUAGGAACAGGAGUAGGCCAUUCAGCCCAUUCUACCAUUCAGCACGAUCAUGGCUGAUCAUCCACUUCAAUGCCUUUUUCCUACACUAUCCCAUAUCUCUUAUCUCAUUGGUAUUUAGAAUUCUGUCAUGUACUGGAAAAUUAAUUGGAAAGAAGUGACUUUGGUGGUGUCUUAGCGAGAUCUAUGGCUGGGGCCUUAACUAUUCAACAUAUAUAUUACUUGGAUAACACAGUAGAGAGCCACAUAUCCAAUUUGGCUGAUGACACAAAAAAUUGGUGGUAAGUACUGUGGCGAAAGCUUAAAAUUAUAGAAGCCAGUGAUAGAUUAAGUGAGUGGGAAAAACUGCAGAUGGAUUUCAAUAAAUAAUUACAAGGUUAACCAUUUUGGAUGCAAUAGAAUAGAUCAGAACAUUAUGUCAAUAGCAAAAAGCUAGGAACAGAGCAGGGCAAAAAGAUUUAGGGAUCCAUGUACAUUGAUCAUUAAAAUGUAGUAGUCAGGGGCAUUAAAAAAAGGGUAAGGAAUGUUGGAUUUGGAGAAAGGGUCAUUAGGCUGUGAUGUCCCCCACCUCACCCCACCACCAUGAUCGAAGUAGCUUGUCUGCACUUGCUAUUGAGGCUCACACAUGAAGAAUGGCUAUUUGAAUCCUGUGAAAACCACACUCCAAAAGUCACCACACCUCUCCUGAAAAAUUGUCACUUGACUGUUCCACCAACAUACUGAUCAGUCUUUCUCUCUUGCUGAUAGAUAGUAAUGUGGGAGCUGUCUAAAUAAUCAUAUCAGACAUUUAGUAAAACUGAAAUUGAGGCAGGGGAAUGUUCCACACCGACAGAAUGAAGGUUGAAAAACACUACCUCUUAGACUGAAACCUGAACUCCUGAAAAGAGACAAAUCCAAGUGAUAAUUUGAAGAGACCAAAUUGCCUCAAACAGGUUGUACAACGCGCUCAAUGACUGGUGUUGUAGAGCAACAGCUAACCAGAGAGGGGAAGGAAUGUAUUAAUGUAUCACAGUUUUAGCAGCCAUUGUGCAGUUAUGUAAGUAGCUAAGCUAAAGUACUAAAAAAAACCAUUGAGGAUGGUUAAGUUCAAAUUGAUGGACAUCAGUGAUUUUGUGUUUGUGUGUCUGUGUAUACAUGAAGUAUAAAAAUGUUUAUUUACUGUAUAUUAGCUCAUCUCAGGAAUGGCAAGUACAUAACAAUGGGCCUCAGUUAAAAUGAACUGUUCUCACAUUAUUGUGAGGUCAGCACAUUUAUGCAUUGGAUUAGCAGAUACAUGGAGAGUAUUAUUACUGGCCCCUCACUGUCACUUGAGAAGUGCGUUAGGGGGCAGAUGAUACCUUUGGAACUCUGCCCCAGCAUAUGUCAUAUAAUGGAAGAUGAACAUUGCAGUCAGGAUAUAAGGGAUAAAUCCAGCCAUCCCACUCCUCCUUAAAGGGCUCCCCCUUGCAAGGCGCCCACUCCAUGGGAGUCCAAAUCAAAUUUAGGUCUACAGCAAUGUUGGCCUUGUUUUCCAAACUUAUCUCCUCUCCAAUGGGUGUCAUGAGGAGUUUGGAGUUAGCCCUAUGGACCUAGGAAGUGGAAAGUUAUUAACUGUAUGUAACAAAAUUAAUUGUUAAAAUGGAAGGGUGUUGCCAGCUUAUUAGUUCUUGAGUAAAUAUAGGGCUCUUUUGAUGCACAAAAUUUUUUCAAUGAAAUGUAUGUUGCUGCUAACCAGCUAACAACAUGACUUUAGUGGUUCCAAUUAUUAGUACUGAAUUGAAGGCUUUUAAGGAAUAUCUUUCCAGCCUAAACUAAUGCUAAAUUAAAAGCUAAAUACUGCGGAUGCUAGAGAUCGGAAAUAAAAACGGAAAAACUAACACGAAGUUUGUUGAAGGGACCUUUUGCCUCAAGGGUCCAGAUUUUUGAAGAGUUGGAAAAGUUGAAGGGGGAUAAAGUUCUGAAUUCUCGUUUGCAUAGUUCCCAACUGUUUUAAAAUCUCAAAAUAGUCACGUGAAAGUGGAAUUAGAUUAUCUGUGAUCCAGGUAUCAUCUUGGACUCCUACCUGGUCUUAGUUUCUUUAGAUAAUAAGUCUGGUCUAAGUGAAUGUGAUACUUAAUUUAAGACCAAAGCAGCUAACUCUCUGCAUGGCUCACUUAGUAAAUGGGCUGUAGCACUGAGCUGUACAGACCAUGACAGCUCCAUCUUUUAUCUUUGUUCUGUGCUGAAAAAAGAUGAUCUCAGCAGUACGGUGGCAGACACACUGCCCCUCAGGCAGAUAAAGGAUCAGUAAGGGUUCUGAUUGUAAUCAAUGUCCAGUUAGACCCUGCUGCAAUUAACUGAAGUACUGUACGCCACCGGCAAUGAAGUAAGUAGCCUGCUGACAAGCAUAUGAAAAAUAUGAGUGAGUCACUGUACAACAAUUGACUAUCUAUGGAGAUGUACCCUAGUAAGAGUCAUUGGGCUCAUUUUGACUUUGGAUGAUGGUGUAGGACAGGUGAUAUCAGUUCAGCCACCCAUCACUUCUCCUGAUUUUCAUUUCCACUGAAGUCAACGGAAGAGAAAUUUGGGUCAUUUGUGUAAUGGGAGGCUGAAACUAUAACGUCUGUUAUAUAACUCAGUUCAAAUUUGCCCCAGUGCCUUUUGUGGGAGGAAAAUGGGAAAGUAUAGCUUGUAUUUUAUCGUUGUGUUUAUUUUACUUGUGUGAUAGGUGAAUAGGAUGAUAAUUUUAAAGAAGUACUUCUGAAAUCAUGUGAUGUAUUGGAAAAAUAAUUGUGCCUUUUGGUUAAUUUGAUGCCUUUCUAUGGCAAUGCUAGAUGCAAAAUUGUAGAUGUAAGCUUUAAAAUUAGGAGGUUGGAGGGAAAAAAGGAGAGAUGAAGAAUACAAAAUUUCAUUUUCUUUAAGACCCCUCUUGAAAAUUAUUUUUCUACUCUUUAAUCCUUGCCUUGGGUUUCCUCUUACUCUUCCCCACCAGUAAGUUUGAAAAAUGCUGCUCUGAAAUUGGUCCUUGAGACCCGGCUGGGAGUAAAAAACUGGCCAGCCAGCCUACAGAAAUGCCUAUAACCCCCACCCUGGUGUGGAAGUGUUCUCACGGUACCAUCAGUGUGAGCUGCCCCUUCCCUGGCAGAGCAUUUCAUUGCAAGUUUGAAACUGAGUCAUACUGACUAGAAAGGUCCUAUAUUGAAUGUCCAUGUCCACAGCACUGUUGUUUACUAAUGACUGAAUAAUCCAAAUUUAGUUUCAAUUAUUUGAGAAUGUUAUUGUACUUCACAUUUCCACCCGCACAUGAUUAAGAUCAUUGGUUUACACUGACAUUUGAAAUCGAAUUCCACCUGAAUUAUGAGAUAAUGAGAUGUUCAGGAAUGUUUUGGGAGUCAAAAUAUGAAAACCGUAGAUCAAUGUCAUAGAGUCAGAGAACAGUUGAGUCUGUGUCAGCUGUCUGUAAGAGCAAUUCGGCUAGUCCCACCACACACCACCCCCACCCCCACCCCACUGUCUUUCCCUAUAACCCUGCAAAUAUUUUGUCUUCAUGCUCAUCCAAUUUCCCUUUGAAGGAUAUGAUUGAAUCUGCCUCUGCCCCAUUCUCAGCCAGUAUAUUCCAGAUUCCAACCACUCGCUGCAUAAUUUUUUUUCCCUCAUGUCCCCAUUGGUUAUUUUGACAUUCACCUUAAAUCUGUGCCCUCUGAGUCUCAACCCUUCUGGCAAUGGGAUCAGUUUCCCUAUACUCCAUCCAGACCCCUCAUGAUCUUGAACAGCACUAUCAAAUCUCCUCUCAACCUUCCCUUCUCAAUGGAGAAUAGCCUCAGCUUUGCCCAUCUAUCCACGUAACUGAAGUCCUUCUACCCUGGAAGUAUUCUCAUAAAUCAUUUUUGCAUCCUCUCUUAAACCUUCACAUUCUUCCUAAAGUGUGGUACCCAGUAUUGGACACAAUAAGCCAGUUGAGGGCAAAUUAGUAUUUUUUAAUGAUUCACCAUUACUUCCUUGUUUUUGUACUCUAUGCCUUUAUAUAUAAAGCCCAGGAUCCCAUAUGUCUUUUUUAUACACUCUUUCAACCGGUCCAGCCACUUUCAAUGAUUUUUGCACCUAUACCCCGAGGUGUCUCAAUAACUGCACUCCUUUAGAUUGCACCAUUUAGUUUAUAUUGCCUCACCUCAUUCUUCUUACCAAAAUGUAUCAUUUCACAUUUCUCUGCAUUAAAUAUCAUUUGCCACCUGUCCGCCCAUUCACUCAGCCUGUCUAUGUCCCCUUGAAGUCUAUCACUAUCCUCCCCACAGUCCACAACACUUUCAUGCUUUGGGUCAUCUAAUUUUUGAAGUUAUACCCUGAGUGCCUUUGAAUGAGGGACUUCCCCUCCACUGCCCGUCAUUGGGUUAAUAAUAAUUAAUUGCCCACUUAGGAGCUUCAAUUGGCGUUGGGGCAGGAAGGUUGUCCUCGAUCGAGCCUUUCCACCAUAGGCUUAAUUGGCAUGGAGGCAGGAAGGCGGUGAGGUCCUGCCUGCCACACUCCUGCCAAAUUAAAUGCCCUCCCUGCCACCAAACUUGCCACAGGGAAGGGCAUGAAAUUUUGUCCAUAUCUGAAUUACCUUCUCUUUCAUUAUGAUUUGGCAGUAUUUCCUUCCUUGUAAAAACAGAUGCCGAGUAUUGAUUUGGUACUUCAGCCAUGCCCUUUGCCUGCAUAUGUAGAUCCUCUAAUUGGCCCCACCCCUCCUCUUACUACCCUUUUUAUUAUUGAUAUGUCUUUAGAAGACUCCUCUGCUUGUUUGUGCUGAGCUCAGGCAGUCAAGCACUAGCGAGCAUUACAACUGGUCUCAGUCCCUCAGAGUGAAACGAAGUUCAGUGGAUGCCAUUACUGUCAGAUCUAGGACUGUAUUGGGCUCCACCACCACUCCGUCACUUGGUUGGCUGGCUGGCACUCAUUGUCAAGGCUGACAUGUGAACAAUAACCACUUAAGCAUGAGAAGCAACUGUCUGUAUGUAACUCCAGUGUGGUUGCUGCUUAACUGCCCUCUCAGUGGUUUGCUAAACUACUUCAGUUCAAGCAGGAGGCCUAUACCACCACUUCCUCAGGGCAACCAGCAAUGGAAAAUAAAUGCCAGCCUUACCAGCAACACCCAUACCCUGAGAAUGAACACAGGAAAGAGAAGCUCUCCUACUUUCUUCCAUCCUCUGAGUAAAUCAUCUCUCAAACUGGAACUUGCUGUUGGGUCUUUUAAGAAAAUCUGUAUACAUAUUUUCUAUGGACAUUUUACAGGAUAACAAUGUUUUAAAGUUAAUAGAUGGAUAAGUGAAUGUUUCAAUUUGUAGCAGUUUAGGUCCACUAAAUGAAUUUUAUUUCUAUCAGUGAUAGAGAUAGUGAUCAGUGAUUAUGCUGUUAAAUUACUGAAAUUCUACCUGUAUUUAAUAAUCCAUUAUUAAUACUGGUGGUGGGUGCAAUACUUAUCAAGCGGCAAUUUUGUAUUUGUUUUUAGAGUUCAUUGUUUGACUUAAAUGGGCAGUAUAUUGAUUAAAGGACAGGAAUCAGGUUAAGUUAAUAUAUCUUAUGAUUGUCCCUUUAUACUUGCAGUUUGCUCUAAAUAACUUCUUAUUAAUCUUCCUUAUGUUUUGAAAAUGCUGCUUCGAAGCAGCCCAUGAGCAACCAUUUGACAAAGAGCUGUUCCUUUUCCCGUGACAUCAUGAGCUAUGGGCAAUGCUCAGGGAAGAUCUCAAACAUAAAUAAGGAUACAUUCCACCCAGGAUGUCAGCUUGUAACUUGUGUUCAACCACAGGUGGAAACCGGCAUGCUCAGUAUUGCACUAAGCUGGGGAAGAAGAACAAAAAUUAAAAUCAACCAGAAUUACUGGUCCUGGUCACUGUCCAGUGAACCUGCACUGCUAGAGGAUGAGCACAAGGAAGGAGCUAAGCUUUGAUCACCACCCAAUGAGUGUACAAAUGCUGGCUGUUUAGGUUCCUGGACUCCAAGGUCCUGGAAAUGUGCUGCUGCCAGUGUGUACCCCUGUCUUCAGCAAAGGGGGGCAGUAGGGGGAAAGCCCGAGAGUAACUGGUCAGGGGUGGGCUGAGUGUAAACACUGGAGGUAAUUUUCCGAGCACGUGGCAGCGACAGGGAAUCUUGUCCACCAGCAAUUUGUGUUGCAAAAUCAUGGGAAUGCUGCCUGUGACUUUCUACACAUAUUUAGUGAUGGACUCUCCAAUUCCCCACCCAAUGUAUGGGUAUAAGUGGUGAGUGUGGGCAACGUGCCAAUGAUUUCUGAGUUAUACCAUAACUGGGAAGAGCAUUACCUGAAAAAUUAUCAUCAGUCAACACAGCAUUCCUAUUUUAAAAAUAUGUAUAUGCCGAUUAUUUCCCAGUCUGUAUUUAAUGCCCGAUCAUUUGAUUGUUAUCUGAUUCGAAAUUCAAAUUAAGCUUGUUUUUUCCUUAUAUCUUGCCAAGUGCUGCCCUCAUAUUGCCAAUGAAAAUGAAUCAUUUCUUACACUUUAAUUUAUUAUGCAAUAUAUUUAUGAAUAGAUUUCUGACUGUGGGGUACAAUUAAUUUCAUUAAAUAUGUUGUGGAAGGAU
Molecule: messenger RNA, 9561 nt
Organism: Carcharodon carcharias (great white shark)
Lineage: Eukaryota; Metazoa; Chordata; Chondrichthyes; Lamniformes; Lamnidae
Product: CMP-N-acetylneuraminate-beta-galactosamide-alpha-2,3-sialyltransferase 1-like
Exons: 7
Coding region: 700-1680 (326 amino acids)
Molecular function (GO): beta-galactoside (CMP) alpha-2,3-sialyltransferase activity
Source: RefSeq, a predicted model, not a curated record